AUGCACCGGCGGGGGGUGGGGGCGGGGGCGAUCGCCCGGAGGAAACUGACGGAGGCCAAGUACAAGGAGCGCGGCACGGUCCUGGCUGAGGAUCAGCUGGCGCAGAUGUCGAAGCAGCUGGAGACGUUCCGGACCCACCUGCAGGCCUUCGCCAGCAAGCACAAGCAGGAGAUCCGGCGCAGCCCCGAGUUCCGGCUGCAGUUCCAGCACAUGUGCGCCGCCAUCGGCGUCGACCCGCUGGCCUCUGGGAAGGGCUUCUGGGCCGAGGUGCUCGGGGUCGGAGACUUCUACUACGAGCUGGGGGUGCAGAUCAUCGAGGUGUGCCUGGCACUGCGGCACCGCAACGGAGGGCUGAUCCCGCUGGAGGAGCUGCAGCUGCAGGUGCUCAAGGGCCGCGGCAAAUUCGCGCAGGACGUCAGCGCGGACGACCUGCUGCGCGCCAUCCGGAAGCUGAAGGUGCUGGGCAGCGGCUUCGGGAUCAUCCCCGUGGGGGGGACGGUGCUGGUGCAGUCGGUGCCGGCCGAGCUGAGCAUGGACCACACGGUGGUGCUGCAGCUGGCCGAGAAAAAGGGAUUUGUGACAGUCAGCGAGAUCCGGGACAGCCUCAAGUGGGAGACGGAGAGGGCGAAGCAGGUGCUGGAUCACCUGCUGAAGGAGGGCAUGGCCUGGCUGGACGCGCAGGCUCCGGCCGAGCCGCAGUUCUGGCUCCCCGCGCUCUUCUCGGAGCUGCACGGGCAGGACGGCGCGGCCGGGACCUGAGACCCUCGGAACCCCGGCUGGAAUAACCCUGGGACACCCGGGAAUGACCCCAGGACCCUCGGAAUCUCGGCUGGAACGACCCCGGGACACCCGGGAAUGACCCCGGGACCCUCGGAAUCCCGGCUGGAAUAACCCCAGGAUCCGUGGGAAUCCCUCCUGGAACCCUCAGGAAUCCUGGCUGGAAUCCCCUCUGGAGUCCCUCCCAGGAUCUUCAGGGAUCUCCCCUUUAAUCCCUCCUGGGAAUCUGGGAAUUCCUCCUCGAGUCCUUCGGAAUCCCGGCUGGAAUUCCCACCCAGGAUCCGUGGGAAUCCCUUCUGGAAUCCUCAGGAAUCCUGGCUGGAAUCCCUUCUGGAGUCCUUGGAAAUCCACCCUGGGAUCCUCAGGAAUCCCUACUGGGAUCCUCAGGAAUCUCUCCUUGAAUCCCCCUUGGAAUCCUUGGGAAUCUCCCCUUGAAUCCCAGCUGGGAUCCUCAGGAAUCUCUCCUGGGAUCCCUCCAGGAAUCCUUGGGAAUCUCCCCUUGGAUCCCUCCUGGAAUCUUUGGGAAUCCCUCCUGGGAUCCCUCUGGGAAUCCUUGGGAAUCCCUCCUGGGGACAGCAGGACUGGGAGUAAUAAAAGCUUUGUACAAAAA
This is a messenger RNA of Melospiza melodia melodia, 1387 nucleotides long. Its product is annotated as vacuolar-sorting protein SNF8-like. The transcript has 8 exons. The record is from RefSeq and is a predicted model, not a curated record. Gene Ontology annotation, biological process: protein transport to vacuole involved in ubiquitin-dependent protein catabolic process via the multivesicular body sorting pathway. NCBI's taxonomy places the organism in Eukaryota, Metazoa, Chordata, Aves, Passeriformes, Passerellidae. Gene Ontology annotation, cellular component: ESCRT II complex. Bases 1 to 759 code for a protein of 252 amino acids.